AUGUCCCAGGUACUAUUAUGGAAACUUCCUUACUUCAAUAUUUGGAAGCCUGCAUUAUUUGCUAAAUAUACUUUUCGUUUGAAUUCUAACUGUCCCCAAAACAGUACUGAUGGUGCUUUAGGAUCUUAUCAACGGGUAGGGAAAGAUAUACAUUAUGUGUUCGAUGCACAAUGGCCAUUAAUGAAUCAUCCCUCCCCUGUUCAGAUUUUUGGUAUUGAGAAUGUAAGUCGUCCAUUUAAUAAGCAAACAUUAGCUUCAAUAAAGAAAAAAUAUUUGAAUGCCGUAAAAAUAUAUCAUCCUGAUGUUUCUAACAAUAUUAGGGUCUACAGAACCAAGGCAAUGGAUAAAUCAAACUUGUUAAGUGAUGAAGAGAAAUUGGAAAGAUUUAACCUUAUUUCUAGCUCAAAAUCAAUUCUGACAAAUCCCAAAGCAUCACUUUAUGAUAACAAUUGGCCUAACACGUUUAAUGAAAAUUUCGAGAAAGAUUAUAAGACUAUGUAUCAACAAGGCAGAUGUAAUAACCCACAAUAUUGGGAAGCAGGCACUUGGGAAGACAAAAAAGAGGCUGGUUCAAAUACAGAAAAUAAUAUGCAAAGAAGCAAAGAUGGAAGGUUAUUUUUUAUUACAAUAAUUGGAUUAAUAAUAUGUUUCAAGGGUACUGAUCUAAUGACACAGGUACAAGAUUCGAUAUUGAAAAAUCCAGAAAAGAUUUUAAAACGUAAUUAA
Molecule: messenger RNA, 726 nt
Organism: Tetrapisispora phaffii CBS 4417
Lineage: Eukaryota; Fungi; Ascomycota; Saccharomycetes; Saccharomycetales; Saccharomycetaceae
Product: J domain-containing protein
Exons: 1
Coding region: 1-726 (241 amino acids)
Source: RefSeq, a predicted model, not a curated record